Messenger RNA from Rotaria socialis, 414 nucleotides. The record is from the annotation of a GenBank genome assembly. NCBI's taxonomy places the organism in Eukaryota, Metazoa, Rotifera, Eurotatoria, Philodinida, Philodinidae.
AUGAUUUUCUUUCUAGCAACAAGUGCGACAUCAGUCACUCUACCGUAUCAAUGUACGACUUACAGUUCAAUCAAUGAAAUGUCACGUCUCUCAAAUUAUUCUAGCUGCUGUUAUUGCGAUUCUAGCUACAAUGGUUGGUAUCGAUUUAUAGGAGCGUCAGGCAGCCAAUUGAUUACAUUUCCUGUGAACACAGGUUUUUGUGGUACGAAUGCUCCCGGUUGGUGGAAUGGUACUCAUCCAUCAACUGUUGGUGCAACGGCAAAUGGAAAUUUUUGUGCUAAUUAUGCUGGAUAUAUAUGUAAUCCAUCGUACUCAAUUGCUUCGGUGCUUGCAACUAAUUGUAGUGGAUUUUAUGUUUAUUAUUUAGUACCACUUGCUUGCCCUGGCAUUUAUCCACGAUAUUGCACCAUGUGA